GGGAAGGUAUGAAUAAGUAAAGGCAAAUGUGGCUUUUUUUUGCCCUCUGUAAUUGUAUGAGGAGCAGUUUCUGAUUCACCAAGACAAACUUGGGCAGAGGUUGCUGACUUGUAUCUUGUACCACCAGAAGAGAAAACCUACAGUUAGCCAGAUGAUGUUCCCUGUGUAUGAUAGAGAAAAGCAGGGACUGGUAUGGUAAGGGGAAGAAUCCUGUUUCAAGCUCUUAGGAGCAGAAGAGGACAGACAUGGGGGACUGCUAUGAUGUUUUGGCAUCACUGGUGGGCUCCACUCUGAGUAAGGCAGUAUUUAGAUAAUGCAUAAAUGUUUCCCUGGGACAUAAACUUUUAUAAACCAAAUUGCAAGGAAAGUGCAAAGCUGUACAAGCACAGUUUAGUCCUGUGAUUGAACACAGUUUGUGUAAGCAUCUGUAAGGAAAGCAGAAAUGCAAACUAUAUAUAUAUCUCAUAGAUAAUUGUCUGAGAUGCUGACCACCAACAAUUAAUUGUGAAGCAUUUCCAGGAAUGCUGUAAUGAUGCAUUACACUUUUAGAGACUGAAAAUGAGAAGGUAGCUAUAGAAGGAGUUAAUGCCCCUGAAUUUGCUAGGAAUCAACUUAGUUAGGAAACACAUUUGAGAGGAUUAACAUUGUUGUAGAAAUUAAUGUUUGAAGAGAUUGACCGGGAGGGUGUUGGGUUGAAGAAUGUGAAAGGCAAUUCAGUCCUCUUGGUGGGGUUGUCAAGUUUGCUUCCCAGCCAUGGCUCCGUGAAGUGGAAAACACAGCGAAGAGCAGGUGCUGCAAGAUCACACUUGGAAAGUGUGUCCAAGACAAAAAAAGAGGAAAUUAACCUGUAUCCAUCCUGACUAUAAGACUCAGAAACAGACCUCGGGAAAAAUUAAAAAAGGCAACAUGAAAGAAGCUGAGAAGCCACGUGCAGAGGACAAAUUCUGUUGCAUUUCCAAGCUGAAGGUAUUUCUACUGGCACUGUCGCUUGCGUUUCUUGGUAAAACGAUGUCUGGUGCUUACAUGAACAGCAUGUACACACAGAUAGAGAAACAGUUUAAUAUCCCAGCUUCUUUGGUGGGGAUCAUUAAUGGAAGCUUUGAAAUUGGUAACUUGCUGCUGAUAGCAUUCGUGAGUUACUUUGGAGCAAAGCUUCACAGACCCAAAAUAAUUGCUUUGGGCUGCACAGUUCUGUCAUUUGGAUGUCUUUUGAUAUCACUUCCUCAUUUCCUGUUUGGAAGGUACCAUAUUGAAAGCAGCAUUUCACAACGGGAAAAUAUUUCAGUGAUGCCUCUAUGCCUUGUUAACCACAGCUUGUUCUCUUUGCCUACAGAGGAGCCAUCAACAGAAUGUGAAAAAGAGCCUGGGUCCUUGCUGUGGAUAUUUGUGAUGGUUGGAAACAUAGUGCGAGGAAUAGGUGAAACUCCCAUCAUGCCUUUGGGCAUUUCCUAUUUGGAGGAUUUUGCCAAAGCAGAGAAUUCACCUUUCUACCUGGCAUGUUUACAUACAGCAACUGUAGUUGGCCCCUUCCUUGGUUUAUUGUUGGCAUCAUUCUGUGCAGAACUGUUUGUUGAUGUUGGAUCAGUAGGUCCAGAGGAGAUAACUAUAACAGCUACUGAUGCCCGCUGGGUUGGAGCGUGGUGGCUGGGCAUUUUGAUUUGUGCAUUACUGAACCUUCUCGUGGGAAUACCAUUUUGGUUUUUGCCCAAGUCACUUGUGAAGGAAGGUGAAACCAACGAAUCUGAGGAGACAACUGACAAAAGUGUAGUACCAUUGCAAGACAAUGAUAAAAAUGAAACCAAACAGAACAUGUACGAAAUUGCUAAAGAUUUCAUCCCCUUUCUCAAGGCCCUGUUUCGCAACCCAGUGUAUAUGUUAUUUAUAUGCAUAACCGUGUUACAGUUCAGUGCCUUCGAUGGCAUGAUAUCCUUCAUGCCCAAAUAUCUGGAACAGCAGUUUGGAAAAUCUGCAUCAGAUGCCAUCUUUUUAAUUGGUGUUUACAACUUACCAGUUCUAUGCGUUGGGUAUUUUUCUGGAGGCUUAUUCAUGAAGAAAUUCAAGAUAAAUAUCUAUCAGGCUGCGAACAUAGGAUUUUGGGUAUCUUUACUGGAUUACCUUCUCUACUUUGGUGCCUAUUGGACUGUCUGUGAUACUUCACCAGUUGCUGGUCUAACAGUUUCCUAUGAAGGAAUAGAACAAGUUUCAUAUGCAGAAAAUACUUUACUUGCUGGCUGCAACAGGGAUUGUGAUUGCCCACUUAAAAUAUGGGACCCCGUUUGUGGGAACAAUGGAAUCACUUAUGUGUCACCUUGCCUUGCUGGGUGUAAAUCCUCAAGAGGAACUGGAAGAAGUGUGGUAUUUGAAAACUGCACCUGUGUUGCAGCCUCAGGGUUAGGGUUUUCAUCUCAAAAUGCCUCUGCAAUUCUGGGCCAGUGUGAAGAAGAUGAAAACUGUGACAAGAUGCUUCAUUAUUUUUUGAUACUGUCAUUAGUCUGCAGCUUCAUUUUUUCCUUGGCAGCCAUGCCUGGAUACAUGGUCUUAAUAAGGUCUCUAAAGCCCGAAGAAAAGUCGUUUGGAGUGGGUAUCCAUGGACUGGCUUCAAGAGUAUUUGCUGGAAUUCCAUCUCCCAUUUACUUUGGAGCUUUGAUAGAUACCACUUGCCUGAAGUGGGGUACCAUGACUUGUGGUGGAGAAGGAGCAUGUAGGAUAUAUGAUAUUGACACCUACAGGUGGCUCUAUCUUGGCCUGCCAGCAGUGUUACGUGGAGUGUCCUAUAUCCCAAGUUCACUAAUUCUCCUUAUUUUAAGGAAGAAACAGAAAUCUGAAAAGCCAGUCUUAUUAAAUGAACCAGUAGAAAUGCAGGACAAAGAACCAGAAGCAGUGAAAUAGCAUUUCAAAGCAGGACACAUUGUGAAAAACAAUUGCAGUGUAAAUAUUGGAUAUAUCCUAGUGAAAAUUUUUUUACUUUAACUAACGAACACUUGGACAGAGAUUAAUAGAAUUACACAUAGUUGUAUCCUAAUUAUAUUAUUAAAGUAUCAGUUUGUAAACAGAAGGCACAGAAAAAUGUGUUUGGUGUAAAAAAACAAGGAGUAGAAAUAAGAAAACUUUGGAAAUGCCAGGCCUGAGUUGUCUGGACAAAGGACUUUGAAGCAGAAACAUAUAUUUACAGUCCUGGUUUCACUGAAGAUAGUGAGAAUUCUGCAGUUGACUCCAAGUGAUGCCAGAUUUCAUCCUGGAAUUCUCCAAUGGCUUCUGUCAGAACAUGUCUCAUUGACUGUAGGCAGGAUUUGUAGCUUCUUUGGGCCCGAGUUUUCCAUAAAUUUAUUUAAUGUUGCUUUUAGUCCUUUCAGGUGGGGACUGUUUGUUAUUCUGCAUAGUGUAGGUUAGGUGGCCAGUAUAUUGGGAAGCUGUUUUAUGGCAUGAGCUGGUUGUUGUGGUAAUAAUAAACAAUAAAAAAAAUUUAAAUUUUUAAAAAA
Molecule: messenger RNA, 3479 nt
Organism: Myiozetetes cayanensis
Lineage: Eukaryota; Metazoa; Chordata; Aves; Passeriformes; Tyrannidae
Product: solute carrier organic anion transporter family member 1A2-like
Exons: 15
Coding region: 907-2889 (660 amino acids)
Biological process (GO): bile acid and bile salt transport; sodium-independent organic anion transport; transmembrane transport
Cellular component (GO): membrane
Molecular function (GO): bile acid transmembrane transporter activity; protein binding
Source: RefSeq, a predicted model, not a curated record